Molecule: messenger RNA, 846 nt
Organism: Phytophthora nicotianae INRA-310
Lineage: Eukaryota; Oomycota; Peronosporomycetes; Peronosporales; Peronosporaceae
Exons: 1
Coding region: 1-846 (281 amino acids)
Biological process (GO): pectin catabolic process
Cellular component (GO): extracellular region
Molecular function (GO): pectate lyase activity
Source: RefSeq, a predicted model, not a curated record
AUGCUUCAGUUCCUCGGUUCAGCUGCUACCCUUGCGAUCGGCGCUGCAGUUGCAUUUGGUGCUCCAGUCCCCGAUGGUACUUGGCCACUUAGUCAAGGUAAUGUCAGCUUCAGUGAAGUCUACGUCGUGAAAUCGGGCGAAGUGUUCGACGGUGGUAUGAAAACGUACGAUCGCUCGGACAUCACCUGCCUCGGACAGACCGAAAGCAACGGAACAUCCAAUGCUGUGUUCGAGGUCGAGCCCGGUGCCACGCUCAAGAACGUUAUCAUCGGCACGAACCAAAUGGAGGGUGUUCAUUGUGAGAUGUCGGACUGCACGAUCGAAAAUGUGUGGUGGGAGGACGUGUGCGAGGAUGCUCUGAGUAUCAAGGGUGGAAAUGCCUCCAGUGUCUCCAGAGUCAUCGGUGGCGGGGCUCGUUACGCGGACGACAAGGUAAUCCAGCACAACGGAUACGGUACUGUCGUUGUCGAAGGAUUCUUUGCACAAGACUUCGGCAAGCUGUACCGCUCGUGCGGUAACUGCAAGAGUAACCCUCGUCAGCGCUUCCUCAACAUGACCAACAUUUUAGCUGACCUUGAGAUCAUCCAGGCUCAGCGCGUGGACCCAAACGUGAGUAUCGUCAUGAUGAACGAGAAUUUCGGCGACCAAGCUGUUUUGCGCAACAUUUACGUGAAGCCAAGCGCGGAGAACUACACGGAAUGUGCCUCAUCAUUCGGUGUCAACAAAAGUGGAGCCCGACCGGUGAUUCUGAGCAAUGGUCCCAAGAAUCCGGUCUGCCAAUACUCCAACGACGACGUUCACAUCGUUCAAGAGGUACAGAACACUCAGCAGCAACAACAGCAGUAG